This is a messenger RNA of Propithecus coquereli (Coquerel's sifaka), 1973 nucleotides long. It is a transcript of the gene SWT1, whose product is annotated as SWT1 RNA endoribonuclease homolog (S. cerevisiae). Gene Ontology annotation, cellular component: nucleus. NCBI's taxonomy places the organism in Eukaryota, Metazoa, Chordata, Mammalia, Primates, Indriidae. The transcript has 12 exons. Bases 1 to 1278 code for a protein of 425 amino acids. The record is from RefSeq and is a predicted model, not a curated record.
AUGUUCAGCAAAGAAUCUUGUGGGAAAAAAGAGAAGUCUCGGAGAAAAGGCACCACUUCGUCACCCUACUUUGGUGAAAAAAGUUUUGAAGCACCAUGUUCUUCAGGGUCAUCUGAAAAUAUUCAAGACACAGAUCAAGAGAUGCAGAUAGUAGAAGAGCUUCAUGCUGCACGUUUGGGAAAAACUUUGGAUUUACCUGUGGUUCCGCCUUCUGGGGAGUUAAUGAGUAUGGAAAUUGACUUGGUGGAAGAUGAUGCACAUUCUUCUGCUGGUAUACCCUUAGCAAAUACUACAGACAAAAAGCUUCUAAUUGUUAUUGACACAAAUAUUCUGAUGAAUCAUCUCAAAUUUGUUAGACUUUUGAAGACAACAGAAAUACCAGGUUUUGACAAACUUGUAUUACUAAUUCCCUGGGUUGUUAUACAAGAGCUAGAUCGUAUGAAGGCAGGGAAACUACUAAAACAUGCCCAGCACAAAGCCAUACCUGCAGUUCGUUUCAUCAGUGACAGUCUCAAAAAUAAAGAUGGAAAGCUGUGGGGUCAAUCAAUACAACUUGCAUCUCAAAAGCUUUAUGGAUUGAGUGAUGAAAACAAUGAUGAUCGAGUAUUAAAAUGCUGUCUUCAGCACCAGGAAUUAUUCCCUUGUUCUGUUGUUAUUCUGUGCACCUAUUCAAUGCUGUACUUGAAACCACCAUGGACUCUAAUACAUUUAUUACAGUGUUUUAAAAAACAUUGGUUGGCUGUAUUUGGAUUAGUUAUGGAAAAGAACUUGCUUUUAACUAUUGAGAGCCUAUACGAAAAUCUCCGUAACGCUAAUAAUACAGUGGAUUUUAUAACAGUAAAAUUCCUGCUACAAGAUUCUAAAAGUUUGUUACAUGCUUUCAGUACAAGGUCAAAUUAUGAUGGUAUUCUUCCACAGGCCUUUGCUCAAGUAAACAAACUGCUCCAAACAUUUGCAGAGCAUUUUUGCACUAGUCGUUGGUAUUUUAUGUUGUUUCGUGUAUGGAUAGAAGAAAGCAUGGAUGUGUUUCAAAGAUUGGGCUCAAAUUCAGCUCUGACUACAUCAAAAAUAGCUUCAUUUGAAGAAGCAUUUGUUUACCUUCAAAAGUUAAUGGCAGCUGUGAAGGAUAUUCUUGAAGGAAUUCAGAGGGAAAAGCUCACCAUCGGAUGCUGCCAGCUGGUCGAGAUGGAACACACCAUGCAGCAGUGCAACGCGUCUGUCUACGUGGAGGCCAGAAACAGGGGAUGGUGCGAAGACGUGCUUAACUACAGGACAUAAGUGCCGAUUUAUAACUUAGUAGGAAUUGCAUUUGUCUUCAAGAAUAACAGAGAAACUUUCGACCUGGUCACUUUUUUGAGUCAAACCCUAGAGAAUUUUAAGAAAUAUUUCAUAAGUACGGAAAGGUGAUUGCCUAUUACUGACAAUCUCAGUGAAGCUCUGAAAAGCCUAAUGCAUCCAUUGUGGGAUAAACCGUGGACUCAACUCUUCUGGAGUUGACAAUACCUCCCUACCUCUACUCCUGAUACUGAGCCAGUAAUCUGUAAGGAAAAGAGAGCCAUCUUUUCAGUCUUCCUAGGGCAGGAGGCACUGCGGGGCACAGCAUUAGCAUCUCUCUCAACCCUAGUGUGGGCAUGUGACCAGGGACACUGCCAACCCCUAGGAAAGAAUUAGGCUGUGACCAUGCUUACCACAUUCCACAAAUGAAAUCUUACCACGGGCUGUCUUACGAUCAAACUGAUUGAUGUGGACCUGGUGAAAAUAACACCCACCACCACCACCACCUCCCUCAAGGUAGCGAAAGAAUUUUACUUCAGCUCCUCUUUCCCAUGCACCUCUCCUCCUCUUCUCUGGGCUUGUCUCUUUUCAGUGCAUUUCGAAUGGGGAAGAGCAGGGUGACCCCUACGCUGAGUUUCCCCUUAAAUGUGAGCGUAGUAUGGAUUUAUGUGCUUAAAUGUGAAGCAGUGACUGAUGUU